UAGAAUCCCGUCGCGUCGCACCUGCACUUAUCCGUCUUGCAUCCAAACUUUGCGCCGGCUUUCGUUUUCAACACGACAACAAACCAAAAAAACAAGUUCAACCUCCAAACUUGAAUUGCACAAACAUCCAACACAUUAAUUAGGCUUCUAGAUUGCCAAUUACUCGACAAUGGCGUGGGGAGGUGAUGACGACAGGCGGCCAGAUGCGGAUGAGGGAGAGGAAGAGCUGGAUGAGACUGAUUACAAGACACAAAAAGAUGCCGUGUUGUUUGCGAUUGAUGUCAGCUCGUCGAUGCUUCAACAGCCCCCGGCUACGGACAAGAAGAAGGCGGACAAGGACUCGGCUAUUGCUGCAGCCCUGAAAUGCGCCUAUCAAUUCAUGCAGCAACGCAUCAUUGCGCAACCUAAGGAUAUGAUGGGAAUCCUGCUCUUCGGCACAGAAAAGUCAAAGUUCCGUGACGAGGUUGGCGGCCGCAGCUCUGGGUACCCUCACUGCUACCUCUUUACCGAUCUUGACGUCCCCGCUGCUGAGGACGUCAAGAACCUGAAGGAAUUGGUGGAGGAAGGGGAAGACCCAGACGAAGUGCUUGUCCCGGCGAAGGAGCCCGCGUCUAUGGCCAAUGUGCUCUUUUGCGCCAAUCAGGUGUUCACCACCAAUGCGGCAAACUUUGGCUCCCGACGGCUGUUCAUUAUCACGGACAACGAUAGUCCACAUGGAAAGGACAAGGCGGCAAAGUCUGCGGCAGCAGUACGCGCGAAGGAUCUUUAUGACCUUGGUGUUGUCAUCGAACUUUUCCCCGUUAGCCACGAAGGAAAAGCCUUUGAUGUGUCCAAAUUCUAUGACGAUAUCAUUUAUCGCGACCCGGCGACUGAGGCGGGUUCUUCAGAUGAGGUCAAGACCUCCAAGUCGGGCGAUGGCCUGAGCCUCCUGAACUCCCUUAUAUCCAACAUCAACUCAAAACAGACACCGAAACGGGCGUAUUUCUCGAACCUGCACUUCGAAAUUGCGCCCAAUGUCACAAUAUCAGUAAAGGGCUACAUGCCUCUCCAUCGCCAACAGCCUGCACGCACAUGCUACGUUUGGCUUGGGGGGGAGCAAGCGCAGCUUGCCCAAUCCGAGACCAUCAAAGUUGAUUCAGCAACGAGGACUGUCGAUAAGUCCGAGGUGAAGAAGGCGUACAAGUUCGGCGGCGAGUACAUUCACUUCAAACCCGAGGAAGCGGCAUCGUUAAAGAACCUCGGGGGAAAGGUGCUUCGAGUCAUCGGGUUCAAGCCGCGCUCUCUGUUGCCGACGUGGGCUUCGGUGAAGAAGUCUAUCUUCAUCUUCCCGAGCGAAGAGCAAUUUGUCGGCUCCACCCGUGUAUUCUCUGCGUUGUGGCAGAAACUGCUCGACGCGGACAAGGUCGGAAUCGCAUGGUUUGUGGCCCGCGAAAACGCGAAUCCCAUCAUGGUGGCCAUCAUCCCUUCAAGAGCGAUGGACGAUGAGACAUCGGAGACGCCAUAUCUCCCGGCGGGACUAUGGCUGUACCCGCUUCCCUUUGCCGACGAUGUCAGGAACGUGGAUCUGUCAGCACCACCAAAGCCGGCCGACGAGCUCACGGACAAGAUGCGGGAGAUCGUCCAGAACCUCCAGCUACCAAAAGCCAUGUACAACCCGCUAAAAUACCCCAACCCGUCCUUGCAAUGGCAUUACAAGAUCCUGCAGGCCAUGGCACUCGAAGAGGACGUACCAGAAACCUUGGACGAUGCAACGAUCCCAAAGUAUAAACAAAUCGACAAGCGGGUUGGCGGGUAUUUAGCCGACUGGAAGGAAGCACUCGCCGAGAAGGCUGGGGGGCUCAUGAAGAGCAGAGCAAUGAAGCGUGAGGCGGAGGACGAGGAAGUGAGCCGGCCGCUAGCGAAGCGCACCAAGCCCGCCCCGAAGAAAGCAGCGGGAGGUCAGUUGAGCAAUGCGCAGCUCAGGGUUGCUUUCGAACAAGACACGCUCAAGAAGAUGACGGUGGCAGAGCUGAAGGAUGUGUUGGCGAGUAAGGGAGUCAGUGCAGUGGGUAAGAAGGCGGACUUGGUGGAGAAGUUGGAACAGUGGAUCGAGGAAAACGCGUGAAUGCAGGAAGAAUCUUUCUCUUUGGUAUCAGCUGCUUCUAGGUUGGCUUGGAAUGAUGAUGCUAUAGCGGAGCGGAGAAACCUAAAGUGUACCUAUACUACUACUU
Messenger RNA from Chaetomium fimeti, 2210 nucleotides. RefSeq names its product ATP-dependent DNA helicase II subunit 1. Gene Ontology annotation, biological process: telomere maintenance; double-strand break repair via nonhomologous end joining. Gene Ontology annotation, cellular component: Ku70:Ku80 complex; nucleus. Bases 170 to 2104 code for a protein of 644 amino acids. Gene Ontology annotation, molecular function: DNA helicase activity; telomeric repeat DNA binding; damaged DNA binding. The record is from RefSeq and is a predicted model, not a curated record. The transcript is spliced from 3 exons. NCBI's taxonomy places the organism in Eukaryota, Fungi, Ascomycota, Sordariomycetes, Sordariales, Chaetomiaceae.